AUGCUAGAAAGGGAAAUUCACACCAUCAAUCUUCUUGAAAAUGAUAAUUCAACAUUAACACAAGACAAUCGGUGUCGAUUGAAUAAUAUCAUUAAGUGUUACGAAAAAGAAACAAAACAAACCUUUUUGUUCGACCUCAAUAAAUUUGAUUCGAACGCUCCCAAUUAUACACAAAUAAUAAAUGAUCAAUGUUCAGCAUAUGUGGGACUUAUUGCGUUUUUUAAAAAUAUACCGGAAUUUUGUCAAAUAAAUAUUCACGAUCAAAUUAAACUAAUUAAAUCAAAUUUGCGAAUAUUUUCCCCUUUAAAUUUUAUGUUAUUAACAAAUUUUGCCGAAAAUAGUCAAGCACACAACAUAUUAUCUCGAUUACAUAGUAUUGACUUUUAUCAUCAAAUGAAAAAUGUCAAACGGAAACUCGACAUAUUUGCUCAGGAUCCUACAGUUCUUAAAUUGUUACUAAUCAUAUUAGUUCAUACCAUAAGUCUUUUGACAUUAAAUUCAACUGUUGAAGCGAUCUCGGUGGAAACUGUUCAACAUGCUCAUAAAACUCAAAUGUUUUAUAUUGAAUUAUUAUGGAAUUACAUGCAGCAUGCGUAUGGAAAAUUUCAAGCAAUUCUUAUUUACAGUUUGCUAAUUUUUCAAUGUUUAAAUCUUCAGAGUAUGAUUGCAAUGCGCGAUGAACAUAUGCGACGAUUGGUAAAUAUUAGUCACGUAACGCCACUGAUGCAAUCGAUUCUGCAAUUAUCGUUUGAAAAUGACAUUUAA
This is a messenger RNA of Didymodactylos carnosus, 765 nucleotides long. The record is from the annotation of a GenBank genome assembly. NCBI's taxonomy places the organism in Eukaryota, Metazoa, Rotifera, Eurotatoria, Philodinida, Philodinidae.